AUGCUGUGCCCGCUGCCGUUUGCUCGUCGCUGGGCCAUUCUCUCCAAACGAACCACUCUCAGCCUUCCUAGCUCAACAAUACGCAGACAAGCAUCAUCACACGAGGCCUACAAACCACGACUGACGCAGACCUACGAGAUCCCGAGGAUCGGGAAGAUCAAGCUCUCGCUGGAAUCCGAUUCGACCCUUGGAAUAGCCCAGUCACGCGGCGAAAGACCCUACCAGGAGGACUACUUCACUGUCGCUAGUCUGCAUCUCAACCAUUCAGAACUCACUAAGACUGCCAAGAAGGCUGAGCACUACCAAAAACUCAUCGCCAAUAAUCAAGCAAAAUAUCGCACCCGGAGAAGGGUCGAGGAUCAUCAGGAAGAGAGAGGCGGCGGAGCAGCAAGUGACCAAAAAAACGCCAAGGAGUUUCAGAGUCUGUUCGUAGGCGUCAUCGAUGGUCAUGGCGGAACUGACUCGGCCGAAUACUUGUCCAAGAACCUCUCGAGAAUCAUCGAGGAAUCUCAGCCGAGCGAUAUCCCCAAGGUGAUCAGAAAGUACCGAUCGAUCGGAGGAUAUUUCAGAAGGUUCAGGGGAGGAUUUUUAGAGGAGAUCGCGCAGGAAGUCUAUGACCCCCCUCCGACACCAGACGAUGGUAAGACUGCACGCAAGGAAGGAGCACAAGAUGAGAAAAAACAGCCACCGGUCAUGGGGGUCGACGAACGACUGUCGCUCAGCUUCUUAUUGGCCGACCAACAGCUAAUCACCAGCUUCCCAAAAUCGGGCGCAGUGACGACGACGGUGAUCUUGACACCUUUACCGGUCGAGAGUGAGGAUUCCAAAUCGACCAUAUAUCCGUACUUCAGUUCCCCACUCCUUUCCCUCAUCGUCGGCCAUCUCGGCGAUACUGCCGGACUGCUCUGUUCGGCCAUCGACGGCAAAGUCGUGCCCUUGACCGAAAAUCAUCAUCCCGACUCACGAGUCGAAUCCGAGAGGUUACGCAGGAUCGGGACCGGUUUGAUCACCGAUAGCUUCGGCGAAUCUCGCUGGGGCGGCAGUCUCGCUAAUUCUCGCGGCCUGGGCGACGCUAGCUUCAAAUCCUUGGGCGUCACUGGCGAACCGGACAUUGUCAACCGAAUCAUCAAUGGCGAAGAUUGGGAAUUUUUGGUCCUAGUUUCCGAUGGGAUCUCGAACGUGAUCACGAAUCAAGAAAUUAUCGACCUAUGCAAACGAACUAAAACACCGACUGAAGCAGCAAAAAAGGUGGUCGAGUUUGCCGAAACUCUAGGAGGGAGAGAUAAUAUGACGGCGAUCGUGAUUCCUUUGUUAGGUUGGGGUAAUAAACAUACUAAAGAUUUCACUCUCGAGAGGAGAGAGUUCAGGAUGAAACAAAUCAGCUCAGCCACCGGCUCUGGCCGUCAGAAAAGGAUGUAG
This is a messenger RNA of Puccinia triticina, 1419 nucleotides long. RefSeq lists its product as uncharacterized. Gene Ontology annotation, molecular function: protein serine/threonine phosphatase activity. The record is from RefSeq and is a predicted model, not a curated record. The transcript is spliced from 3 exons. The coding region runs from base 1 to 1419 and encodes 472 amino acids. Gene Ontology annotation, biological process: protein dephosphorylation. Lineage: Eukaryota; Fungi; Basidiomycota; Pucciniomycetes; Pucciniales; Pucciniaceae.